Messenger RNA from Pleuronectes platessa (European plaice), 1874 nucleotides. Its product is annotated as sterile alpha motif domain-containing protein 3. The coding region runs from base 882 to 1874 and encodes 330 amino acids. Lineage: Eukaryota; Metazoa; Chordata; Actinopteri; Pleuronectiformes; Pleuronectidae. The record is from RefSeq and is a predicted model, not a curated record. The transcript is spliced from 5 exons.
AAGAAGUUCUCCUUGCUUAAACAUAUUGAGUACCAAAACGACAUUCUAAUUUUAGAGUAUGUGUAACUAAUAAUUUUUGAUUUACAUGAACUAUUUUUGUAGAUUCUGUAAGUACUACUUAAAAUUUAAAAUGUGCAGAGACUCAUAAAUCUACAGUUUCCAAGAUUAAGUUUUUAUUCCAGCAGCUCUGCUGCAGAUCUGCCACCAGCAGCGGACUUGCUGCCAGAGACCGCCGCGACGCACAGCCUGUCUGCGGCGCAUCUGCAGACAGUGUUUCCCGAUAGCGAAAGGCGUCGACUGUGAAGAGUACUUAAGAGAUCGAAAAGUCAAUCGCGAUUUACAAGUUGGUGCCCUCAUAUUUACAGAAUAAGUAUAAGUGAAUUUUAAGAAAUAAACAGUCCGACGGAACGGUGUAAAUGUAUCUAUUAAAUAUUAACAAACUACAAAAUCGUCUCCACAGGUAGUACCUACACGAUUUUACUUUGAAGUUUGAGGUUCAUUUCCUGUUCUGACGGUUAAGCUUCCGUUUGAGCGGGCUUUGACCGGAGGUUAAUCUCUAGAAGGCGCGCACCGAGUUUUACCCAGAGAUAGUGUUCCUCACCGGUACCGACAGAAAACGACAGAGAAGACCUGCAGACCUGUCUUUUGUGCUUCUGGUUCUAAGUCAUCAACGCCCAAGGAUACAAUUGUAAACCAAUCUGUUGGAGCAUCCUCAUCCUCCUUGGCAAAUUUAAAACCGAAUCUUAGACUACCCCACUGGAAUAUCUUCUUCUAGUUUUGCUAGGUAGCUGCUCCUAAUAUGACUUGGAACUAAGGAUUGCUGCUGUUGACUCCGAAGAGGUUCCUACAAGUGAGACAGAAUUGAGACUACUCAUUGUGCAAUGGCAGCUGAACCUUCAGAAAUGAUCCUCCGUGUCAUUGAGGCAGACCGUGUUAUAAAAUUAAAACUCAGCUCCCGGCCUAGCUCUGUUGACCAACUAAUCAACAUUUUGAAACACAAACUAGAAUUGGACAAUGACUUUAGCUUACACUAUGAAGAUCCAGAUUUUGAUGGGAAACUCACUUCACUAGUGGACAUUAACGAGUUGCCACAAAAAGCUGUUGUGCAUAUUUCCCUUUCAAAUGAUUCCAGCUCUGUUGCAUCAGCUGAAACACUCUCAGACAUGUCAACACCGGAACGUCUUAGCAGAUGGCCUUCAGGUCCUUUUCCGAUUCCAUCAUUUUCAUUUGUUGUUGAGGUAAUGCUUACAGAAGGCAAUAGGGAAUUUGAGAAAAAUGGAACCCCUCUUCGGCUGGCUAGAGACCAAAAGCAUGACAUUCUUGAGCAACUUGCUUCUACGAUAUAUGGUUUUAAGGCUUACCCAAGUGACAAAGAGUUAGCUAAGGCAGCUGAAGCUCUUGUGGCCAAACAUCCAUGUUUGAAGGAAGCAGGAUCUGACACUGGAUGGAAUGGCUGGAAAAACAGCAUCAAGUUUAAAAUGGGUAACUACAGGACCAAGAUGAGAAGGGUCGGCUGUAAAGAGGUCACCGUAAAUGCUGGAAAAAGAAGCCGAAGAAACCCUGACAAUGAACCUUCACACACUAACAUCAAAAGACCCAAGCGGGCAGAAGUUAACUUUCUGCCAAACUUUCCCCAAGGAGAAGAUUCCUCAAGUCUCGAACAUUUGAGGGAUCUUAUUGUUGAAGAAGUAAAGAAGACUGAAAGAAACCUUCCUCUCAUUAGUAAGAUGAUGCAGACCACAUUCGCCUUGCGGCGACAGACAAUAGUGAUGUCCUGCCCACCAGUGAAACAGCUCUUGGACCUGUGGCCUGCUCUUUGCAUGCAGUCUGAGGUAAUAUGGAUUGAUUUUUCACCUGUUCUGCUUUGCCAAUAA